Pollicipes pollicipes is the source of this 840-nucleotide messenger RNA. RefSeq names its product thymidine kinase, cytosolic. The transcript is spliced from 6 exons. Bases 83 to 745 code for a protein of 220 amino acids. The record is from RefSeq and is a predicted model, not a curated record. Gene Ontology annotation, biological process: thymidine metabolic process. Gene Ontology annotation, molecular function: thymidine kinase activity; ATP binding. NCBI's taxonomy places the organism in Eukaryota, Metazoa, Arthropoda, Thecostraca, Pollicipedomorpha, Pollicipedidae.
UAUUGUCAGGAUCGUCGUAUAGGUUUUCAGCAGGCACUAGUUGGUUUUUUGUGUUCACGCGCUGACAUUUUGAAUCGGAGACAUGGCUUGUGCCCUGUCAUCUUACCAUGACGUGGAAUCACCUUCCAAAAGGAUGGGACAAGGACAGGUGCAGGUGAUCUUCGGCCCCAUGUUCAGCGGCAAGACCACUGAGCUCAUCCGUCGCCUGAAGCGAUACCAGGUCUCCAAGCACCGCUGCCUCAUCAUCAAGUACGCCAAGGACACGAGGUACGACGAAGGCGGCAUCUCGACGCACGACCUGCAGACGCUGGCGGCCGUGUCGGCCACGUCGCUGGAGCCUCUGAAACGGAUCGCCAACACCGAGUACUCGGUCAUCGGCAUCGACGAGGGACAGUUCUUUCCCGACUGCGUGCCGUUCGCCGAGGAGCUGGCCAACCUGGGCAAGAUCGUCAUUGUGGCGGCUCUGGACGCGACCUUCCAGAGGCAGGCCUUCGGAGACAUCCUGCGGUUGGUCCCGCUGGCGGAGAGCGUGGUCAAGUUGAACGCCGUCUGCAUGCAGUGCUUCCGCACCGCCAGCUACACCAAGCGACGCGGACUCGAAACGGAGGUGGAGGUGAUUGGCGGCACCGAGAAGUAUCUGGCCGUCUGCCGCAAGUGCUACUUCGACUCGCCGCCGCAGAACGGCGCUGGCGUCGCCGUGGCCGCGUCGCCGGUCAAGAAAGCGCUGUUCAACGGCAGCUCCUGAUGAAGGACUGCACCCGCUUCACGCCGCGAAGCCGGUCUUCCAAUCUCCUCAGGGGAUCAGCCUGGACGUCCUGGACACGUGUGUGUGGUGCUUUG